AAGCAGAAAUGUAAACUGCCUGAACAGCACACAGAUCGGUCAAGGACUGGACUAUAGACUAAAAUACUACAUAGUAGCAACAUAUGUAGCUGCUCUUUGACCCUGUAUAAUAUAUGAGUCUACCCCAAUAAGCAACCACACGUGUCUUCACAGUUCAUGUAACACAUGCACUACCACCAACACAAAUAAUCUGAAUUCUGAUUUGAAGUCCAUACCCAAAAUCAAAUCACUUACUUGCUCACAAAAAUGGCUGGUUAUGGUAGUGGUAUUUUUGCAGAGAUCAUAGAUGAUGGUGAUGAUGGAGUCUUUAAAUACUACGCAGAUGGCCAGUGGAAUAAAUCCUCAUCUGGAAAAUCUGUUCCUAUCAUCAAUCCCACCACCAGAAAGACCCACUUCAAGGUCCAAGCUUGUACCCAGGAAGAGGUUAACAGGGUCAUAGAAUCAGCAAAAACAGCUCAAAAAUCAUGGGCCAAGACUCCACUGUGGAAAAGAGCAGAGUUGCUUCACAAAGCUGCAGCAUUGCUGAAGGAGCACAAAGCCCCCAUUGCAGAGUGCCUUGUUAAGGAGAUUGCAAAGCCAGCUAAGGAUGCAGUCACUGAAGUUGUCAGAUCAGGGGAUUUGGUGUCCUACUGUGCUGAGGAAGGUGUGAGGAUUCUUGGGGAAGGAAAAUUUCUGGUCUCUGAUAGUUUUCCAGGCAAUGAAAGAACCAAAUACUGUCUCACUUCCAAGAUUCCACUAGGAGUUAUUUUAGCUAUUCCACCCUUUAACUAUCCUGUUAAUCUGGCUGUUUCAAAGAUUGGUCCGGCGCUUAUUGCUGGAAACUCCAUUGUGCUUAAACCUCCAACCCAGGGUGCUGUUGCUGCACUACAUAUGGUGCAUUGCUUUCAUUUGGCUGGCUUCCCAAAAGGUCUUAUUAGCUGUGUGACAGGAAAAGGAUCUGAGAUUGGUGACUUUCUUACUAUGCAUCCAGGGGUGAACUGCAUAAGUUUCACAGGUGGCGACACUGGAAUAGCAAUAUCAAAGAAAUCUGGAAUGAUUCCUCUUCAAAUGGAGCUGGGUGGAAAAGAUGCUUGCAUUAUUCUUGAAGAUGCUGACUUGGAUUUGGCAGCUGCUAACAUUGCAAAAGGAGGUUUCUCCUACAGUGGUCAGAGAUGCACGGCUGUGAAGGUUGCCUUGGUCAUGGAAUCAGUUGCUGACACUCUUGUUAAAAAAAUCAAUGACAAAGUUGCAAAGUUAACUGUUGGGCCUCCUGAGGAUGACUGCGAUAUCACCCCAGUUGUAACAGAAUCCUCUGCUAACUUUAUAGAAGGGUUGGUAAUGGAUGCUAAGAAGAAAGGAGCAACAUUCUGCCAGGAAUACAAAAGAGAGGGAAAUCUCAUAUGGCCAGUUCUGUUGGAUAACGUUCGUCCUGACAUGAGGAUAGCAUGGGAGGAGCCGUUCGGACCGGUUUUGCCUGUUAUCAGAAUCAAUUAUGUUGAAGAAGGAAUCCACCAUUGUAAUGCUAGCAAUUUUGGCCUUCAGGGAUGUGUCUUCACAAGAGACAUAAACAAAGCAAUGCUGAUAAGCGAUGCGAUGGAGACAGGAACAGUUCAAAUUAAUUCAGCACCAGCUCGUGGACCUGAUCACUUUCCUUUUCAGGGUCUGAAGGAUAGUGGUAUUGGUUCUCAAGGAAUCACCAACAGUAUUAACAUGAUGACAAAGGUUAAGACCACAGUAAUCAACCUACCAGCCCCUUCUUACACUAUGGGAUGAGAUACCUGAUAAAAUUGCAAGUUACUCAAAGCAAUAGUCAUCACUAAUUAAGGAAGAGGAGGUGCUUCCCAAUUCCCCAUGCUUCAGUUUAGCCUAGUGGAGCGAGUCAUUGACAGUUCUGAUUGCAUAUAAAUAAUCUUUGUCAGAUUUGACUUAUAUUGUAUGUUUGUAUGAAUAAAAGGUAGAACUGUUUGUUUGUAUAGGAUACGAAACUUGAAUAAAUUCUGAUUCUCGGAAUCAAGUGUCUUCACCUAAUAAUUUAAACUUUUGGAAUAAUUUAAACUUUUGGAAUAGUUGAUUUAUAAUAAACGGAUGAUUCUUGUCU
Messenger RNA from Lotus japonicus, 2077 nucleotides. Its product is annotated as NADP-dependent glyceraldehyde-3-phosphate dehydrogenase-like. The record is from RefSeq and is a predicted model, not a curated record. Lineage: Eukaryota; Viridiplantae; Streptophyta; Magnoliopsida; Fabales; Fabaceae. The transcript has 9 exons. Gene Ontology annotation, molecular function: lactaldehyde dehydrogenase (NAD+) activity. Bases 247 to 1752 code for a protein of 501 amino acids.